Messenger RNA from Drosophila melanogaster (fruit fly), 725 nucleotides. RefSeq lists its product as uncharacterized. NCBI's taxonomy places the organism in Eukaryota, Metazoa, Arthropoda, Insecta, Diptera, Drosophilidae. The coding region runs from base 45 to 662 and encodes 205 amino acids. The transcript has a single exon. The record is from RefSeq and is marked reviewed.
AGUACAGUUAAAUAUAUAGUGCAGUAUAGCAGCAUAUCACUAAAAUGGCCGAGCAGCAUUAUAAUGCAAAUGAUUUGGCUUCCGAUCCAAAUUCGCGUAAAUUGAAGUUUGCCGGCAUUUGCAAACUAAAUAAUAACGAGCUGUCGAGUCUCUACAAUAUCGACAAGUUGACCGACGAGGAGCUGGCGUCCGUGAAUCUGGAUAGGAGCUCCCUGAUCGAUGACUAUCGUCUACUGCACGAGGUGUCGCAGAUGAAGCAAAUAGAGAAUGAAGCAAAUAAUAUCCCUGCUGCUGCUCCAGCAGGACAACCAAAAUCCAAGGAGUUGCAUGAGCAAUUCGUAAAAGAGAUGGAGAAGUACCUUACCAAUAAGAAGUACACAUUUCCGAUGCUCAACCAUUUGAUCAAGUUAAUGAGUUGGGAAGUGGAGCCGGAGACCAUUUUCAACGAAAAGGCGUUUCAGAUUGAUGUCAAUUACCAUGAGGACGAGGAGGUAAUGCAGCUGGAGCCCAAUGAGCGUCUGUUUCGUCGCCUCAAGUCCAUCUACGAUCAUCUGGAGGACAUGUUCAUCAACGGCAAUCGCAGAACGGCCUCCGACCUGGUCUUCACCGCAAUUAUCCGUUUGGUCGACCGCUCUAAUGUGGCAAAAUAUAAAAUCAUAUAAUACAGCAAUGCUAUAAGAAUGCUGAAGUUUCUUACAGCUAAUAAAAAAAAUAUGUAAUUAUCC